UCACUCUCUCCUCUCUUCACUACACUCACUCACACUACCAAGGAGCUUUGGAAAGGCUCCUAAGAACAAAGCUAUAUAUAAACAUUGGAGGAAAAAAAAAAUUGAGUAAACUUGCGGGCGGAUUUAUCCUACAAUUAAUCAGAAAAGAAAAACUAGCCUUGUUCUUGACCAUCAGGCCAGGUAAACAUUUGAAGUAGAUCUCCAAAGUCUGUCAAGUCACAAGAAAAAAGCCACCAGAAUGGAGCUUCAGAAGAUGAACGGACACAGCAGAGAUGAUGGUUUUGAUGAGCUGGCCGAACAUGAGGAGUUUCUCCCGCACAAAGCUGGCGUCAAGAAAGAAACCCACUUUACAGACUUCGAGGGAAAGACUUCUUUUGGCAUGUCCAUCUUUAACCUCAGUAACGCCAUCAUGGGCAGUGGAAUUCUGGGAUUGGCUUACGCGAUGUCCAACACCGGAAUCAUUCUUUUUAUACUCCUGUUGAUAUGCAUCGCCAUUCUGUCUGCAUAUUCAAUUCAUCUCCUGCUGAAAAGUGCUGGAGUCGUCGGCAUUCGAGCUUAUGAGCAGCUUGGGAACCGGGCUUUUGGUCCCCCAGGAAAAGUGCUGGCCGCCGUCAUCAUUACGAUACACAACAUCGGAGCAAUGUCCAGCUACCUCUUCAUCGUCAAGUCUGAGCUCCCUCUGGUUAUUCAAGCUUUCCUCAGUAAACAAGAAAACACUGGAGAGUGGUACUUGAAUGGAAACUACUUGAUCAUCAUUGUUAGCACUCUCAUCAUCCUUCCUCUAGCACUCAUGAGACAACUUGGUUACUUGGGCUACACCAGCGGCUUUUCCCUCUCCUGCAUGGUGUUUUUCCUAAUUUCGGUAAUCUACAAGAAGUUCAGCAUCGAAUGUCCUUUUGAAGAUGACCAUCAUAACCACACCUCUGUGCAUGACCACGCUCUCAUCAAUGCGACAGACGACCAGUGCAAGGCCAAACUGUUUACCGUCAACCCUGAGACGGCGUACACCAUCCCCAUUCUGGCCUUCGCCUUUGUCUGCCACCCUGAGGUGCUGCCCAUCUACACAGAGCUACGAGAUGCCACCAAGAAGCGUAUGCAGGGUGUGGCCAACAUCUCCAUCAUGGCCAUGUUCGUCAUGUACCUGCUCACCGCUCUGUUUGGUUACCUCACCUUUUAUGGUAAUGUGGAGUCGGAGCUGUUGCACACCUACAGCCGCGUGGACCCCCUGGAUGUCCUGGUCCUCUGCGUACGUCUUGCCGUGCUGGUGGCCGUCACGCUGACCGUCCCCGUCGUUCUUUUCCCGAUCCGCAGGGCCCUGCUUCAGAUCCUGUUCCCCGACAAGCCUUUCCGCUGGGCCAUUCACAUCGGCAUUGCGUUCUGUCUCCUCUUCUUGGUCAACCUGCUUGUGAUCUUGGUGCCGUCCAUCCGCGACAUCUUCGGCCUCAUCGGAGCCACAUCUGCCCCGAGUCUCAUCUUCAUCCUACCUGGAAUCUUCUACAUCCGGAUAGUUCCUGAAGAGCAGGAGCCGCUAAUGUCCAGAACCAAGAUUACGGCCGCCUGCUUUGCCGCACUGGGAUUCGUGUUCAUGGUCAUGAGUUUGUCAUUUAUCAUCAUCGACUGGUCGACCGGAGAGUCCCGGAGCGGAGGCGGACACUAGCCGCCCCCGAGUGAACGGAGUUACAAUGAACAGAAUGCCAACCAAAGCUCUCCCUUUCAUUAAAUUACCCAUGAUCUGGCGAGCUCUCAGCCAAACAAGGAAGGUUCGGCUGCACAAAAUGAAGGAUAUGUGGAGAAACUUUGCGUGAAUCCCCCCAAAAAAACAAUAAAAACAAAAAGAAAGCAUUAUGAAAUGUGAUGAGGCAGAAAAAAGGCCCUUUAAUGGAGGAGAGUACGCGGAACGAGUGAGCGCAACAGAAUCCAGCCUGUGUCACGCCUCUCAGCUAGGAUGCUGUUUGGAGGCAUGUGUAGAAAAACGCAACAAGACAUGGAUGAAUGGGAAGUGCAUGAGUCAAAUGGAAAUCCCAUUUUAGAGUGCGUGUGUGCAUUAUUCCAUGGAAUAGCUCGGUCACUGCCAAAAUCCCUCCAAUCCACAUCCCUUACCAUCUCAGAAUCUUUCAGGAAAGACAUUUGAUAGUGUAACAAGACAAUCACCUCCUUCUCCGAGGAGUUUUCUUUUCAUCUCACACACACACACACACACACAUAAAACAUUUCAGUUUCUUCAUCCAUCCAUUGCGACUACCACAUCUGCUGGUGCUGUCCAAAAUUUCCCUGAACUUCUAAAGGUUCAGCUAAAUGUGAUCAGCGAGGGGUUAGUCUGCAUCAUCCCAAAACACAGAGACGACUUUCGAAAAAGAAACUCUUCUUCUUCACGUGACAUUUUGUGAAAUCCUCUUGCCACUCAACAUGACGUUUUGUUAAGGUGAUCAUCUUGAAAGUUUUGGGGAAAAAAAACCAAAAAGCAAACCUCAUGCAAACAGACGUGCUGCGGUGUGCGGCGUUCAGCUGCUAUUCAUUGGGGUCAUACAGACAGUUACUGACAAUCACACGUGAGCCAACAGGCAGUUUGUCAAACACUUUAGCUGCAAAACCAAAGAUUUUAACCCUGGUGUCACGUUUAAAUGGGCUGAAACACACUUCUCUCUUUUUUUUUACCAAGUUUGGCAAAGGCCAAUUAAGAAUUGUAUAUAUAUAUGUUUUAAAAAAUCCAGUGUUAUUAAAAAGUCUGUUUUUUAGCAGUCCCACAAACUGUUCAGUAUGGUCAAUAAUAAUGACCUUUUUAAGUUAAAAAACAAAUGGAGUCUUCUUUGUAUGUCUUGGAAAUUUGACUAAAAAUACACUUUGACUUUGUUAUUCAUCCUGUACAUUUUUAAAUUAAUUUGUCUGUCAAUAAAGUAUGUCUUUCAUUUGUACAGAA
Messenger RNA from Acanthopagrus latus (yellowfin seabream), 2917 nucleotides. It is a transcript of the gene slc38a5a, whose product is annotated as solute carrier family 38 member 5a. Gene Ontology annotation, molecular function: L-glutamine transmembrane transporter activity; glycine transmembrane transporter activity. Gene Ontology annotation, biological process: glycine transport; L-histidine transmembrane transport; serine transport. The record is from RefSeq and is a predicted model, not a curated record. Lineage: Eukaryota; Metazoa; Chordata; Actinopteri; Spariformes; Sparidae. Bases 239 to 1657 code for a protein of 472 amino acids. The transcript is spliced from 16 exons.